Molecule: messenger RNA, 2106 nt
Organism: Amaranthus tricolor (Joseph's coat)
Lineage: Eukaryota; Viridiplantae; Streptophyta; Magnoliopsida; Caryophyllales; Amaranthaceae
Exons: 6
Coding region: 99-1607 (502 amino acids)
Source: RefSeq, a predicted model, not a curated record
UCUCCCCUUCCAAUCCCUCCAUAACUUUCCAGAUUCAACCUCCAUAUUUCUCUCUUCUUCUUCUGUCUUUCCCUCUCUAGAACAGUACAAGAACAUCAAUGGCGAAACUCGGAAAAUCAAGAAAAAAUGAUAGUCAAAACAUAAUCGGCAAGGGCAAAAUUACGCCUGUUCAGGUUGCUUUCAUCGUUGAUCGAUAUCUUGCCGACAACAAUUUCUCCAAAACUCGUAAUGCUUUUCGUGAAGAAGCUUCUUCUCUUAUCCCUAAAUCAUCUCUUCAAGAGGCACCUAAAACUUUGUUGAGUUUAGCAGAAUUAUUGGAUGAUUAUGUUUGGUUGAAAGAGCAAAGAGUGAUGAUUGAACAUGAGAAAUUAGGAUUAGCUCAAGAAAGAACUAGGAUUCAAAAUCUUUUACAAGGGAUGCAAGAUCUUAUGAAUAUUUUUAAUAACUCUCCUGUUGUUCCUGCUAACUAUGUUACUUCACCGCCGCCACAUCCAGUUUCUGCUUCCGUGCCUCCCAAUUCAAUGGUCACUUCGUCUUCUGCAGGCUAUCCUGGUUACAGAACUGCAGGUGUGGCAUCGGUGUCGAUGUCACAAAGUGUAAAAAUUGAUCAGACCAGCUACUCAACACCUAUCCUUGGUUCGCGCCCUCCAAGAAAAAGGAAAAAUUACAAGGAUCUUCAAAAUAUAAAUCAAGCACCAAAAAAAUACUGUGGCGCAGUGACUAACAAUCCUUUGUAUAUCCAAGCAGGUACUAAUUCAAGUGCUUUGCCAAAUAAUGCAUCCCAACGGCAUCAUAUUAAUCAUCAAUCCUCUCCCCUCCCAUCUUCUUCACCUAGUUUUGCUCAAGGAGGGUCUCAUAUUCAAGGAUCAAAUGUUGCUAGGACUUUGUUUGACAAGCAUUCAUCAUCUCCGAAUUCGAAUUCUUCGUGUCCCAAAACACCUCCACGAGCACUCUCUUCCCAUAGCGAUAAAUCCAUUUCUCCACUUGAGGAAGUAUCUUCAACAGCAAAGUCUAAUCAUGAAAGCACUACACCUGAGACCAAACCUAACAACUGCACUAUAAUCUCCUCUAAGACAAUUAUAGUCAGUCCUGCAAAGCACUUUUCUAUAGAAACGAACCAAUGCACUUUUUCCUCACCGGUUAAAACUACUAAAUGGCAAAGUAAGAGAGAACAUGUCAAAGGAAGGCUAGAUUUCGACAGCUCCGAAGCACCAACUAUUUUGGAAAACACAAGUGGAGAUGGCAGUACUAGUUCUGAAUCUGAGAAGGAAGGGGACAUUUUCGACUUGGAAGUGCCAGGUUUUGAUGCCUUUGGACCAGACUUUUCUAUCUCAGAGUUCCUGACUGAUCUGGGGAUUGAUUGUGGAUCACUUGACAAUCCCUGCCCUACUACAGAAGGAACUAAUGAAGACACCAGGACAAGCCAAAAUUUGGUAGAACAUUCAUCAGCUGUUAGGGAAGUUAUAGCAGGAGAUGUUAGCAUAAAUGGUACGGAUUCUAUUACUUCAAUCAAGUCCAUAACACAAUGCGUUAGAGUGCUGAGUCCUACCAAAUGUUUACAAAAUAACUCAACUCACGAUCAAGAAAAUUUAAGUUCGGGAAGAUGAGCAGAUUAACUCUGGCUGACUUGAAGCUGACUAGUUGACGAUACACAACACUAGUUUAUCACUUCACUUCUGAAAAUCUUAGGUCUACAUAAUUAGACAGAUUCUCAGCCUUUUGUUGUACAGUAGUCAUGUUUUUGUUGCUAAUCUUAUUAGCAUACUGAUCAAAGUUGGUUUAUGAUCACCUAAUAGUAGUUGCACUGAUGAAAUCACAAUUUCUUUAUGUUGAGGCCUCACACGAGCUGUUUUAUGCAUUGCCAAAGGUAAGCUGCGCUCGUGCAGUCGUGCUGUCCAUGUUUUGUGCUUUAGAAGCAAGAAAAUGUGCAGUUACUGUGAUCACUCCUUGAUAUGCAGUUACUGUGUAUACACUACUUAACAUUGAUUAAAAUGAAAAUUAUGCUAUAAUUUAAGUAGCUGAGGUUUGAUUUUGUACUGUCAACUGUGUAUAGUUCAAUCCCCAGGUUUAGAUAGCGCAACAGUUGAUUAAUAAAGUUGAAAUUUC